Gloeophyllum trabeum ATCC 11539 is the source of this 1963-nucleotide messenger RNA. RefSeq lists its product as uncharacterized. The record is from RefSeq and is a predicted model, not a curated record. Lineage: Eukaryota; Fungi; Basidiomycota; Agaricomycetes; Gloeophyllales; Gloeophyllaceae. Bases 92 to 1810 code for a protein of 572 amino acids. The transcript is spliced from 5 exons.
AUCGCCUUCAACCUGCGCCAAUUUCCAUCUUCCCGACCGCCCUCACGACCGCAAAGACGAUAUCUACGGAAUAGGCAAUCUUGAAGAUAUAAUGCUGAACGGCGACCGCGACACUGUCUCGAUAUCCCGUGCGCCGUCAAGGGCGUCCAGGCAUACCGCGGCGGGCUCGACCGUCUCGCGAGCGCAAUCCCUUAUUAAGAAAAACGUGGCCCCGCAGGACUUACGCCCCUCGGACAUCCUAAUUGAACGCUUUACGGCAUGGAAGGUUAUCGUGAAACAGCUAAUAGCGUACUUUGAGGGCAUCGCAGACAUCGAGAAUAAUACAGCGAGGGAGCUGACGAAGCUGGGGGCCGUCAUCCAAGUCCCGUUCCGCGCGGGGAACCAGUUCCUGGGCGAAGGAGGGCUGCAGGAUAUAUUCUACGGGGUCCGGGACAAGACGAGGGUUAUUGCGGACCAGCACGCGAACCUAGGUAGGACGAUAGACAGCUCCAUCGUCCAACACCUGCAGAAACUCCGUACGGAGAUCAAGGCGCAUAUCAAGAACGUCCAAAAUGAUACCGGCAAAUUAGCAACCACCGUCGCAAAGGAACGCGAACUAUCCGCUCGGAUGAUCGGAGAGCUCGCCACGAACAUAUCUAUCUUCAAGAACACGCCCAUGAACGUCACGAACAAGAGCGACCCUUACGUAGCCAACACUGCCGUUGCUCGCCAACUACAGAAGCAGGUUCACGAAGAAAACACGCUGCAGAAAUCGAUCAUCAUUAUGCAGCAAAACUCCGCGCACUUUGAGGAGGGCAUCGUGCGCGCGCUGCAGUCCGCGUGGCAGACCUUUGACGAGUGGCAGAACCGCAUGUCCGCGUCCGUCCAAGAAUCGUGGCGGACGCUGUCCGUGCAGUUCGCCUCGCUGCCGCCCGACCGCGAGUGGAUCACGUUCAGCGCGCGCUCCGAUCACCUCCUGGACCCAGAGACACCGCUGCGCAACCCCGAGGCGAUCGAGUACCCGAGCAAGGAGGACCCGUGUGUUGUACCCGUGCACACCGGGUACCUCGAGCGCAAGAAGCGAUACACGCGGAGCUACAAGGAGAGCUACUACGUGCUCACGCCCGCUGGGUUCCUCCACGAGUACGCGAGCUCCGAUCCCGUGUCGGCGCCGCAGCCGGUGUUCUCGCUCUUCCUACCGAUGUGUACGCUCGGGCCCCCGUCGUCGACGUCGGCCAAAUCGCACAAGUUCCACAUUGAGGGUCGCAAGGACGGCACGGGCACGACGAAGGGCGGGUCGCUGAGGCUGAGCUUGGGUCGUGAACAUGCAUGGUCGUUCCGCGCACGCAGCCACGAGGAGAUGAUGGAGUGGUGGAACGAUAUUCGGAUGUUGUGCGCGAGGUACCUUGUCGCGAGCGAGCAGAUGGAGCGCAGUGGGCCUGUCGCGGCUGCCGUGCGGGCAGCGGGAUACGUUAGUGACGGGGAAGCCUCUGGCGAGGAUGAGGGAAGUAGCGUGGAGGAGGAAGCCGAGGCUGACGGGACCGCUGAAGAGGACGGGGAGUUUGCCGACGCAAGAAGCGAGGAGCUGCCCGGGUAUUCGCAUGAAAGCAAGGUCGGGGAGCAUGGGUACUUGGAGGAUAAGAAGCCUGCUCCCGAUACCACCUCGGGCUUGUCCCGCAAGUCUAGCAAGCGUCAGCAAGAGAAGGCUCCGGCUGGAAGGUCACCUAAUGAUGUACCUGGGAUGGUGUCUGCUGACGAUGAUGGUGCGGGUCCCGCGGAGGCUGAGCCCGGUCCUGCCCCUGUGGAGAGCCGUUUCUCGGAAAAUCUGUAACAUUCCGGUCUUGUGCGCGAGUGGUAUACGUUUGUCUUGCAGGAGGUUGAUAUUGUAUCCGUGGGUCUGUCAUGAUUGGUUUGUAUGUAGGUAGCACACAUACCUGUUGUACUCGUUUAAUGUAAUAUAAACUCUGUGCAUCUGCACCCACUC